UAUUAAAAGUUAGUGAAUGCUGCGCCUUACUGUAUUUUAGUUAUAUUGAUAAUUUUGGAUUUGAAUUACAGUGUUAAUAUAACAUGGCAAAUUCUGAGAGAGAGAAUACAUUGAAAGAGGUAUUGCCCGAUCUUCUGAAACAUGCCGAUCUGUGUGAAAAUUAUAAAAUAGAAAAGUUGAAACAAAUUAUAAUGAAUGAUGUUUCUAGUGACAAUAAUUUCAUGAUAAGCUCACUAUUUACAUGCACUGUUCUAUUUGAAGAUAACAAAGAACUAAAACUGGUUAUUAAAAUAUUGGACCAGGAUGAAUUUGUUCAAAAGUCAUUUGGUAUGGAUAGAUGUUUGCUAACGAAAUUGUUGCUUAUAACACGAUAUCAGGAUCCUCCAGAAGACUCCAACUUGAAUUUGACCUAUGAUAUUUGUGCACAACGUGGAUUGAAGAAUUUACGAAAUGAAUAUCCUGAUGACGAUAAUAUGCAAAAAUUUGUUACUGAAAUUCAGAGAUUAUUUGAAAAAGCUCUUGAUUAUGCCAGAGACCUUAUUAAACCUUCAGGUCUAUUAUCUGUUAUAUGCCAUGGUGAUUACCUAAGAAAUAAUGUCAUGUACAAAUAUGAUGAUACAAAUCAACCUAUAGAUUUGAUGAUGCUUGAUCUGCAGACAUUUCGGUAUGCAUCUCCUGCAACGGAUUUGUCUGUAUUUUUAUUUAUGCAUUAUGAUGGCAAGCAACUGAUUGAAGACUGGGAUUAUUUCUUUAGUGAAUAUCAUAAAGCGCUGGUAAAUGAACUCAGCAUUGGAUUGGAUAGGCCGAUUAAUGAUCUCCCUGGCUGCUACAGAAUUUCAAAAAAAUUUCAACAUAUUUGUGGUUUGCUUCAAGAAAUUAGAUAUCAGGAUCCUCCAGAAGACUCCAACUUGAAUUUGACCUAUGAUAUUUGUGCACAACGUGGAUUGAAGAAUUUACGAAAUGAAUAUCCUGAUGACGAUAAUAUGCAAAAAUUUGUUACUGAAAUUCAGAGAUUAUUUGAAAAAGCUCUUGAUUAUGCCAGAGACCUUAUUAAACCUUCAGGUCUAUUAUCUGUUAUAUGCCAUGGUGAUUACCUAAGAAAUAAUGUCAUGUACAAAUAUGAUGAUACAAAUCAACCUAUAGAUUUGAUGAUGCUUGAUCUGCAGACAUUUCGAUAUGCUUCCCCUGCAACGGAUUUGUCUGUAUUUUUAUUUAUGCACUAUGAUGGCAAACAACUGAUUGAAGACUGGGAUUAUUUCUUUAGUGAAUAUCAUAAAGCGCUAGUAAAUGAACUCAGCAUUGGUUUGAAUAGGCCGAUUAAUGAUCUUCCUAGCUGCUACAGUAAAUCUAGCAUGGGACGAGAUUUCGCGCAGUUUUGUCUUCAUGGGUACUAUACUGCAUCGUACUUUAUGGGAUGCCUACAUGAACCAAUUAAUGAAGAUCCUGCGACAUACUUUGCAAAUGCAUCAUCUGAGACAAUUGUACUUGAUACUAUGACCCGUGGAGGUGAAGCUGUAACAAAAUCAUUAUCAAAUAUACUUUUUUUCAUUAACAUGGCAAAUUCUGAGAGAGAAAAUACAUUGAAAGAGGUAUUGCCCGAUCUUCUGAAACAUGCCGAUCUGUGUGAAAAUUAUAAAAUAGAAAAGUUGAAACUAAUUAUAAUGAAUGAUGUUUCUAGUGACAAUAAUUUCAUGAUAAGCUCACUAUUUACAUGCACUGUUCUAUUUGAAGAUAACAAAGAACUAAAACUGGUUAUUAAAAUAUUGGACCAGGAUGAAUUUGUUCAAAAGUCAUUUGGUAUGGAUAAGAUGUUUGCUAACGAAAUUGUUGCUCAUAACACGGUGAUCGACAGUUUGGAUUUGAAAACUUUAUUUCCUCGAUGUUAUUAUUUUUCUGAACAUGGAACACCAAUCAUCAUAAUGCAGGAUAUACGAGUCGACGGCUAUCGUAUGACAGAUAGCAUGACCUGGCUGUCUAAAGAGCACAUUUCUAUUGCUGUUAAUAAACUAGGAAUGUUUCAUGGAAGAGCUUAUACAAUGAAAGAAAAGAAUUUCAAAAAAUUUCAACAUAUUUGUGGUUUGCUUCAAGAAAUUAGAUAUCAGGAUCCUCCAGAAGACUCCAACUUGAAUUUGACCUAUGAUAUUUGUGCACAACGUGGAUUGAAGAAUUUACGAAAUGAAUAUCCUGAUGACGAUAAUAUGCAAAAAUUUGUUACUGAAAUUCAGAGAUUAUUUGAAAAAGCUCUUGAUUAUGCCAGAGACCUUAUUAAACCUUCAGGUCUAUUAUCUGUUAUAUGCCAUGGUGAUUACCUAAGAAAUAAUGUCAUGUACAAAUAUGAUGAUACAAAUCAACCUAUAGAUUUGAUGAUGCUUGAUCUGCAGACAUUUCGAUAUGCUUCCCCUGCAACGGAUUUGUCUGUAUUUUUAUUUAUGCACUAUGAUGGCAAACAACUGAUUGAAGACUGGGAUUAUUUCUUUAGUGAAUAUCAUAAAGCGCUAGUAAAUGAACUCAGCAUUGGUUUGAAUAGGCCGAUUAAUGAUCUUCCUAGCUGCUACAGUAAAUCUAGCAUGGGACGAGAUUUCGCGCAGUUUUGUCUUCAUGGGUACUAUACUGCAUCGUACUUUAUGGGAUGCCUACAUGAACCAAUUAAUGAAGAUCCUGCAACAUACUUUGCAAAUGCAUCAUCUGAGAAAAUUGUUCUUGAUACUAUGACCCGUGGAGGUGAAGCUGUAACAAAAUCAUUAUCAAAUAUACUUUUUUUCAUAAAGUAUGUGCAAAACAAAUAUGACUAUCAAAAUUUCAGUAUAGUGUAAAAUUCAACA
This is a messenger RNA of Ctenocephalides felis (cat flea), 2822 nucleotides long. RefSeq lists its product as uncharacterized. The record is from RefSeq and is a predicted model, not a curated record. The transcript has 18 exons. Lineage: Eukaryota; Metazoa; Arthropoda; Insecta; Siphonaptera; Pulicidae. The coding region runs from base 84 to 2813 and encodes 909 amino acids.